This is a messenger RNA of Daldinia vernicosa, 3403 nucleotides long. RefSeq names its product TPR-like protein. The coding region runs from base 341 to 2941 and encodes 866 amino acids. Gene Ontology annotation, molecular function: chromatin DNA binding; RNA polymerase II cis-regulatory region sequence-specific DNA binding; protein binding. The transcript is spliced from 8 exons. Gene Ontology annotation, biological process: regulation of gene expression. The record is from RefSeq and is a predicted model, not a curated record. Lineage: Eukaryota; Fungi; Ascomycota; Sordariomycetes; Xylariales; Hypoxylaceae.
UAUACUGCUUAGUACUUAGCAGCUUGUAUUAAGCGCUCUUGCCCGGGCCAAGUCAUUAUUUACGACCUUGCGACCGUCGAAACUAUAGGGACACACUCCGCAACAAUAUAACCAGCAGUUUAUCACUAGCUUCUAAGCGCUUGCGCAUUACGCUUUCAAGUUUUAAUUCGCUUUUUGCCUAUCUUGAUACUGCGUAUAUUUAGGUACUUUCUAUCAGCAUAAUUACGUCGCAAACGAGUCCUCGCAUCAUAAGGCUUUAAUCUAGUUUCGUGUUUUACCGAAGCUGGAAAACACCUAAGCGCCUCGGUGAGGCGGUUUUUGCUGACAAGUCGAAAUAUCUAUGGCAAAUCACCACCCGUCGCCACAGAUGGCGAUGCAAAUGCAGCACCAUGGCCCGCAAGUAGCUGUUGCUCCUCCCGGCCCGGCCCAGGGGAGUCAAUGGGCUCCGUCGCGACAUAUUGUUGCGGUUAAUGAAGCACUCUGGAUGCAGAUUGGUAGUUUCUCUGAACUCCUUGGCAACCUAGACGAAGCCAUGAACGCCUACGAGCACGCGUUGGUCGCGAACCCGAGCUCUAUCCCCGCGAUGAAUGCAAUCAGCCUAAUCCUGAGGACGCGUGAGGAUUUCCAUAAGGCGGUAGAGUUCUUGCAAGGUAUACUGAAGAUAGAUCCAAACAAUGGCGAAGUCUGGGGUAGCCUAGGGCAUUGCUACCUUAUGAUGGACGAUUUGCAGCAAGCUUAUGCUGCUUAUCAAUCUGCUUUGGUUAAUUUGCCGAACCCUAAAGAACCUAAGCUGUGGUAUGGCAUCGGUAUUUUAUACGAUAGAUAUGGUUCUCUCGACCAUGCCGAAGAAGCUUUUUCGCAGGUCAUGCAAAUGCAGCCAGACUUCGAGAAGGCAAACGAGAUUUAUUUCCGGCUUGGUAUAAUUUACAAACAACAAUCAAAAUACGGCCCAAGCUUAGAGUGUUUCAAGUAUAUCGUAAACUCUCCGCCGCCGCCAUUGACCGAAGAAGAUAUCUGGUUCCAAAUUGGACAUGUUCAUGAACAGCAGAAAGAUUAUGAUAGUGCUAAGGCAGCCUAUAUGCGUGUCCUUGAACGUGACCCGAACCAUGCCAAGGUCCUGCAGCAAUUGGGUUGGCUCCAUCAUCAGCAAAGCAGUAGCUUUCAGACCCAGGAACGGGCUAUCGAGUACCUGGAGAAAUCUGUCGCGGCGGACAAUAACGACGCCCAAAGCUGGUACCUCCUUGGCCGAUGUUACAUGUCACAGCAGAAGUAUCCCAAGGCGUAUGAAGCAUACCAGCAAGCGGUGUAUCGUGACGGACGGAACCCUACAUUCUGGUGCUCCAUUGGCGUGUUAUAUUACCAGAUCAAUCAGUACCGCGAUGCUUUAGAUGCAUAUUCUCGGGCGAUUAGGUUGAACCCGUAUAUAUCUGAAGUUUGGUAUGAUCUGGGUACUCUAUAUGAAUCUUGUAACAACCAGAUCAAUGACGCUCUAGACGCCUACCAGAGGGCCGCCGAAUUGGAUCCCGCUAACCCACACAUUAAGGCGAGACUUCAGCUUCUAAGGGCUGGUCAAACUCCGGGAAGCCUCCCACAAGCUGUGCCCACUGACGUCCAUCCCCAAUCCUACGGCGCUCAGGGACCACAGGCGCCUGCAUGGACUGGCUCUGCUCCAAUGCAGCAAUCCGGACCCGGCCCUCACAGACCGCCCCCGGGGCCUGCCGCAGCCAACGGUUGGGGCCAAAGAACCAGUGAUAUCAACCCACCACAACCACCUAAUCCCUAUGAGCAGCGCGAGCCCUUUCGCGGGCCGCCACCUCCACUCCCGCGACAGCCUAGCCCUAGGCAAGAGAUGAGGCAGUACGGAGAGUCAAGCCGUCCAGGUCCAGCACCGAUUCGGAGAGGUCCUUCUCCAGGCCCACCCACCCAAUACGCACCCCCUUUACCAGGACCGUCGCAGCAACCCCCUCCGCCGCCUACACAAGGACCGGCUAGAGUUAAUAAUCCGAAUUAUACGCCAGCACCUUCCUCAAACAUGGGUCCCACGAAUGGCCCGCCUAAUGGCGCCCCGCCGCACUCUCUAAUGCCUUACCGUAAUGGUUCCCCUCGUUCGGAACCAAGACUCCUCCAUGACAACCGCAUGCCGUCACCAAAAUCGGCUUACCCUCAGCAUCAACCCCCGUUUCCUCACCAGCAAGAGCCGGGAAUGCCGGGCAAUAUGGAACCAGGCCCUCACCCAAAAGGGGUAAUUGGACCCGAUAUUCAUCGGGAUCACGAUAGACCGUCCUCAGUAGCGCCCAAGAGGAUGCGAGAGUGGGAAGACGAGCCUGCCAUAAAAAAACCUGCGAACGAGGAGACUCGGGCUCGCAUGGAAGAUAUACGUCACCGACGACAAUCCACUCCACCGCGGGAUCCUUACCGUCGUUCUCCUAAUACUCACCAGUUUGAAGAACAACGGCGCAUUGAGGAGCAGCGACGCGUCGACGAACAAAGACGACUCGAAGAAAUGCGACGUGUUGAAGAGCAACGGCAUGCGACCGAAAGUUAUCAUCCAUCAGAUGCCGCUCAUCAUCCACCAGCACACGCAAUGCCAAACCAUCUACCUCCUAUGCAGCAGGGUCCACCUCCUCCAUUGCCAGGCUUAAUUCACGACGGAUCGCAGCCAAGCCCUGCCCCAAAAGACUACCCCCAAGAUGAGCGGCAGAGACUCGAGCAUCCACCAGCUCCUACCCCAUCACAGAUAAAUGAACCAGAGCGGGCUGCCAGAAAGAUGGAUGUUGAUGAUGAUUACGACGAUAGUGGGGAAGAAGAGAAGAAGGUGGGCGUUAAUGGCGCGGUAUCGGGGCCGGGCUCAACAUCUGGAGACUUAAAGAAUACGACACCAACCAGCGCCAGCAUCAAUGGAAUAAUGGGACCUACACCUAAAGCGGAGGGUAACGCCUAGGAAAGAAAGACGGCAGCAUUUGGUAACAAGCCAACAAAUGCUGAGCUUCGAUACAUACCAUUUCAUUGUUCAGGAUUAUUUCAAAGCUACCUAUGUAUAUCAAUGGCCGAGUUGGCGAGCAGCCUUCUGUUAGAUACUGGCAAGGCGAGAAGAAGUCUGUCUAUCGUUUCUAAACAUGUGCUUUAUCGGUUCAAUAAACUCAAAAAUCCUUUCUAAAGUAUUUCGCCCCAGACCUACGUGCACUGCCGAUAUGAUGAUAACCCGCAAGUUCUAUAUACCUAUAUGUACGUAGUAGGUUACCUAGGUACUCGUAAUAGGAAAUGGACCUUUAAAAAAUGAUUCGUUAACAAAAGCUUGAAGAUCAUUUUAGUGGGGUUGGAAAAGCUCUCUAAUUACAUAUAUGGUCCGAGCUUUAGGGUUCCUCUAUUUGCCUUUCCUCCCACAUUCGGUUAUUUGCCGGGA